GUGCUUGUUACCAGGAGGGGUGAGGGCCUUCAGUUGGGGGAACCGCUGGCUGAUUAGGUCUUGGGACGUGGAGAUGCUGCAGACCCGGGACGAAGGCAGCGGACUUUCAGGGUGGAGGUGGACCAAUGCCCGCAGCCUGCAAAAGCACCUGAAUCCCCCUUUGCAAAUGCCGAGUCAACCGACCUUUGAUGAUGUGGCUGUGGGGGGCGGAGCCUAGCAGUCGAAUGAUACAGUAAAGUUCUUCCAAGCUCCGGAUGUCUGAAGCCUAGAAACGCAUUUAUCUCCGUAUGAUUGGCAUGAUAAAGAGAUGACUUGAGGAAAAACAACCAAUGUUGCGUGUGUAGGAAGUGUUUUACUCAGAAACUUAAUCUCCCCAGACACCAGAGAGCCCACAUGGGAAGACCUAAACAGCACAAAUGUUUGAGGUGUGGGAAAACGUUAGCUUCCCAGGCAAGUCUUUUAAUUCACCACAGAGUCCACACUGGGGAGAAACCCUACAGUUGUCCAGAAUGUGGGAAAUGCUUUCCUCGGCAGCAGCGUCUCGUGAUCCACCAGAGACUUCACACAGGAGAGAAACCUUACAAAUGCAUGGAGUGUGACAAGUGUUUUGCUGAUCCUUCUUCCUUGGUGAAACACCGGAGUGUCCACACGGGCGAGAAACCCUACAAAUGCAUGGAGUGCGGAAAAUGUUUCGCUUUUGGCUCAGCCCUCGUGGUACACAACAGAAUCCACACUGGAGAGAAGCCCUAUGCGUGUACAGAGUGUGGGAAAUGUUUCAGCUCCCAGUCUCAGCUUGCGCCACACCAGAGCGUUCAUACAGGGGAGAAAAGCUACAAAUGCAUGGAGUGUGGGAAAAGUUUCAUGAUCCGGUCCCAGCUUGUGAAACACCAGAGGGUUCAUACAGGGGAGAGAAGCUACGAAUGCAUGGAGUGUGGGAAAUGUUUUGCUGCCAAAUCUAACUUAGAGAUCCACCAGAGAGUCCACACGGGAGAGAAGCCCUAUAAAUGCACCGAGUGUGGGAAGUGUUUUGCUUACCACUCGUCUUGUAUGAAACACCAGAGAAUCCACACUGGAGAGAAACCUUACCAAUGUCCGGAAUGUGGGAAAUGUUUUUCUCACCAGCCAGAUCUUAAGAUGCAUAAACGAGUCCACACCGGAGAGAAACCCUAUCAGUGCUUGCAGUGUGGAAAAUGUUUUGGUUAUGAAUCCAAUCUUGCGAGGCAUCGCAGACUCCACACCGGGGAGAAACCUUACAAAUGCAUGGAGUGUGGAAAGUGUUUUGCUGACCAGUCGAGCUUUUUGACGCACCAGAGAAUCCACACCGGGAUGAAACCUUGCAAAUGUAUAGAGUGUGGGAAAUGGUUUACUCAGCCAUCGUGCUUAUUGAAACACCAGAGAGUACACACAGGAGAAAAGCCAUACGAGUGCCCCAAGUGUGGCAAAUCUUUUUCUCGUAGCUCAAGCGUUGUGAAACACCAACGGUCCCACACCGGAGAGAAACCCUAUGAGUGUGGGCAGUGUGGCAAGUGUUUUGCUCACUAUUCCGGCCUUAGGCUGCACCACCGAGUGCACACUGGAGAAAAACCUUACAAAUGCUCAGAGUGCGGCAAGUGUUUUGCAUCCCGCUUAGGUUUAGUGGAACACCAGAGAGCUCACACGGGGGAGAAGCCGCAUAAAUGCUUGGAGUGUGGGAAAAGCUUUGCUCGCCAUUCAAGUCUUACAACGCACCAGAGAGUCCACACGGGAGAGAAGCCCUAUAAAUGUGUGGACUGUGGGAAGUGUUUUUCUCAGCAAACACACCUAGCAACACACAAGAGAAUCCACACAGGGGAGAAGCCUUACAAAUGUCCCGACUGCGGGAAAGGCUUUACGCAGCGCGCCCACUUUGUGAUUCACCAGACAAUCCACUCGGGAGAGAAACAGUUCAAGUGCUUGGAGUGUGGGAAAUGUUUCGCUCACAAUUCAACUUUGGUCAUCCAUCACAGACUGCAUACGGGAGAGAAACCCUAUAAAUGCCUCGAGUGCGGGAAAUGUUUUCUACAGCAGUCGCGUCUUGUGUCUCAUGGACGGGUGCAUACGGGAGAGAAACCCUAUCAGUGCCCUGAGUGUGGGAAAUGGUUCCGUUACCACAGUAAUCUUGUGAUUCACCAGAAGGUCCACAUAGGAGGCAAACGAAACCAGACUAAGCCAAAGAAAGCCCAUACGAGCGAGAGGCGCUCUGCACAAAAUUCGAAGAUGGGGCAUUCCUUUCCUAAGAGUGGAAAACAUCAAAGCCACCGCUGCACAGGAAAGAGAACUGUCUUGGGACGUGGAGACGCUGCAGACCCGGGACGAAGGCAGCAGACUUUCAGGGUGGAGGUGGACGAAUUCACGCAGCCUGCAAAAGCACCUGAAUCCCACUUUGCAAAUGCCGGAGAUGACUUGAGGAAAAACAACCAAUGUUGCGUGUGUAGGAAGUGUUUUACUCAGAAACUUAAUCUCCCCAGACACCAGAGACCCCACAUGGGAAGACCUAAACAGCACAAAUGUUUGAGGUGUGGGAAAACGUUUGCUUCCCAGGCAAGUCUUUUAAUUCACCACAGAGUCCACACUGGGGAGAAACCCUACAGUUGUCCAGAAUGUGGGAAAUGCUUUCCUCAGCAGCAGCGUCUCGUGAUCCACCAGAGACUUCACACAGGAGAGAAACCUUACAAAUGCAUGGAGUGUGACAAAUGUUUUGCUGAUCCUUCUUCCUUGGCGAAACACCGGAGUGUCCACACGGGCGAGAAACCCUACAAAUGCAUGGAGUGCGGAAAAUGUUUCGGUUUUGGCUCAGGCCUCGUGGUACACAACAGAAUCCACACUGGAGAGAAGCCCUAUACGUGUACAGAGUGUGGGAAAUGUUUCAGCUCCCAGUCUCAGCUUGCGCCACACCAGAGAGUCCACACGGGAGAGAAGCCCUAUAAAUGCACCGAGUGUGGGAAGUGUUUUGCUUACCACUCGUCUUGUACGAAACACCAGAGAAUCCACACUGGAGAGAAACCUUACCAAUGUCCGGAAUGUGGGAAAUGUUUUUCUCACCAGCCAGAUCUUAAGAUGCAUAAACGAGUCCAUACCGGAGAGAAACCCUAUCAGUGCUUGCAGUGUGGAAAAUGUUUUGGUUAUGAGUCCAGUCUUGCGAAGCAUCGCAGACUCCACACCGGGGAGAAACCUUACAAAUGCAUGGAGUGUGGAAAGUGUUUUGCUGUCCACUCGUACUUUGUGACGCACCAGAGAAACCACACCGGGAUGAAACCUUGCAAAUGUAUAGAGUGUGGGAAAUGGUUUUCUCAGCCAUCGAACUUAUUGAAACACCAGAGAGUACACACAGGAGAAAAGCCAUACGAGUGCCCCAAGUGUGGCAAAUCUUUUUCUCGUAGCUCAAGCGUUGUGGAACACCAACGGUCCCACACCGGAGAGAAACCCUAUGAGUGUGGGCAGUGUGGCAAGUGUUUUGCUCACUAUUCCGGCCUUAGGCUGCACCACCGAGUGCACACUGGAGAAAAACCUUACAAAUGCUCAGAGUGCGGCAAGUGUUUUGCAUCCCGCUUAGGUUUAGUGGAACACCAGAGAGUUCACACGGGGGAGAAGCCGCAUAAAUGCUUGGAGUGUGGGAAAAGCUUUGCUCGCCAUUCAGGUCUUACAACGCACCAGAGAGUCCACACAGGAGAGAAGCCCUAUAAAUGUGUGGGCUGUGGGAAGUGUUUUUCUCAGCAAACACACCUAGCAAAACACAAGAGAAUCCACACAGGGGAGAAGCCUUACAAAUGUCCUGACUGCGGGAAAGGCUUUGCGCAGCGCGCACACUAUGUGAUUCACCAGACAAUCCACUCGGGAGAGAAACAGUUCAAGUGCUUGGAGUGUGGGAAAUGUUUCGCUCACAAGUCAACUUUGGUCAUCCAUCACAGACUGCAUACGGGAGAGAAACCCUAUAAAUGCCUCGAGUGCGGGAAAUGUUUUCUACAGCAGUCGCGUCUUGUGUCUCAUGGACGGGUGCAUACGGGAGAGAAACCCUAUCAGUGCCCUGAGUGUGGGAAACGGUUCUGUUACCACAAUAAUCUUGUGAUUCACCAGAAGGUCCACAUAGGAGGCAAACAGAACCAGACUAAGCCACAGAAAACCCAUACGAGCGAGAGGCGCUCUGCACAAAAUUCGAAGAUGGGGCAUUCCUUUCCUAAGAGUGGAAAACAUCAAAGCCACCGCCGCACAGGAAAGAGAACUGUAUGAACAGCUUUUAUGCAGGAAAAUGUUGUGCCAGAAAGAAGCACUCUUUCAUAACAGAAGCCAUGCAGAAAAGAUGCUGUCCGGACACCAGAAGGUUCAUGCAAAGCGAGAAGUUUUAGAUAACAGUUUUGAUAGGGCAUCUGAAGAAAUUGCAUGAAGAGUGUUAACAUUUCCAAAAACUUUGCAAAUUGUGGAAGGAGACUAAUGUUUUACUGUUUAUUGCUAAUUAUAUAUGAUGUAAGUGUUUGUGAUGUUUCACUGAUUAUUGCUAUUCAGGAUGUAAGUGCUGUUUGGACUGAUUUGGCUAGAGGCUAUGAGAAAUACAAAUACCAUGUUACAGAGAUGGUCGUGGAUCUUGCAAGAAUUGCAAUUUGUCUACCAAUUUAUCAAAGGCAAGGACAAUGUGAUUGCUGACAGACUAUCCAGAUGAGUUUCUGUGUUGGUGAGGACUUUGUGAAACACACCAAGAACAUUUCUUCAAUUUUGGACACUGCAUGUCCUUGGGAGCAAGAAGUAUGCUCUGUUUCAUUUUAAGGGUUG
Elgaria multicarinata webbii is the source of this 4782-nucleotide messenger RNA. Its product is annotated as zinc finger protein 850-like. NCBI's taxonomy places the organism in Eukaryota, Metazoa, Chordata, Lepidosauria, Squamata, Anguidae. The record is from RefSeq and is a predicted model, not a curated record. The transcript has 7 exons. The coding region runs from base 394 to 4245 and encodes 1283 amino acids.